ACCUGGAACAUCGAUCAGUGGUCGUGUUGGGUUCGCGGGAGGAGAGUGCUCUGAAGGGGGGAUGGGAGGUCAGGGUGGCUUGCCAGCUACGCCUCCUGAUCAAGAGGUGGGCAUGUCAAACGACUCGGAGGACGACCAUCCACGUGCUCCUUUGAAACCGGGCUUGCAUGUAUCUCGCCACCACCGUUUGCUUGGGGAGUGGACGCCAUAUGGAGGCGGCGAUGGCGAACGGUUGCGACAGGGCUCAGAAUCGAUGACUCCUCGUGGUCUGGUGGAAAGGAUCGGUUCCUUCGUUCGUGGCAUGCAGGUGGCCGAGGUUUCGCCUGGAGAUCGAGCGGGUGGUCCGCAGGUUCGGGAGGUGCGUGGGUCAAAUGAGACAACUCGCCGGGCCCGACCAGCGCCGGCACAACUGCAGACGGAGUUGAGCCAGGAACGAGAAGCAAGUGGGAACGUCGCCGGUGAGGAGGAGGUGUCCGAGCAGAGGCUGUUCCGUGAGAGAUCGGCUGAAAAGACUCAGUCGGGAGGCAAGCGCAACUUGCCAGAUGAGGAAGAGCGAGAGGGAGUAGGUGCUCUGAAAAGGCAGAGAAGGGCAGGAGGGAGUGCUCGGACGCCAACAACACGAGAGGGCGGUUCCGUUGAGAAGAGGAAAAGGGUUGGAGGUGGGAAUGAAACGCCAAAAGACUCGUCGACACGGCGAAGAACCGGUGAGUCUUCCAAGAAACGGUCGAAAUCAUCGAGGGGGAAGAAAGCAGACGAGGGCGACAGCGGGGAGGGGGAUGACGACGUGGAGAUUAACCUCAACGCCUUUAACCUCGACAAUGCGUUCUUCCUCGAGAUGCAGACAGGGGUGCCGAAGCACGUCGUGUUGCACAUUCAUCCCGAAAGAAUAUUAGUUAUUCCAGACUGGGAAGACGCGUACAACCACCGAUCCUUGGACGAGUUCCUCGUUGAUACCAUCGCGUCGGUUAUGAUCGACUGCUACGAAUGCAAAGACAUGAGAUACACGAAGCCCAUUUUUGUUCUCGCUCUGAUCGUUGCGCCUCGAGAGAACGGCGAGCCUGCUGUGCGCGUGCUGCUUGCUGACUUCGACAGCUCACACCCAGAGAAAUACUAACCGAUCUACUUCCCUGACGACGAGUUAGACGGCUACGCCCAUGUCAGCUGCGAAGACAACAUGAAAGACAAGAAGAAUCCACCGCGCUUGCAGGUUUUGUCUAUGCGGGACAUUCGCAAUAUCUGGAAAGUUAAGGGCAAACCACGUGUGGUGCUCGGCAAUGCCUCCAAGAAACAGGACGAGGUGCGAAAGUGGGUGCGGUUCAUGGCGUUGGCAAUGAAGAAGACGCCGUACACGCCUAUCUGGAACCUGUCAACGGAAGUAAAGAAAAGAAAGGAAUGGGAUGAGAAACUUCGAUACUACCUCCCGCUGGCCAUGGCAGAUGACUACGUUUUUGCUUUGGGGUUGAAGUUCUAUGAGGAGUGGUUGAAAGGGAAACUCCUUGCUUCCGACGGCUGGCGUUGGACUGAAAAGCCGCCCACCCAUGAGGAGGUGGCCAAGCCAGGACUCUCCACUGUGACUGACAGCCAGGGGCUGAAGAAACACGGCUGGUACGUGAAGGUGGACGACCCGUCGUUGAAAAAGGGAAGGGGGAAGCCAAAGAAAGGCGCGGAGGAGAAAAUUUUCUACGUCCAAGUUCCGGAGCCAAAUGUCCACUGCCAGAAGGAAUUCAUAAACUUGACGGACCGCGAGAAGAAAAGGCUCAAGAAGUUGGUCGAGCAGGGGAAGUUCAGUGUCAAGGAGAUGGUCGACAUAAUAAAAAUGGACCGGAUUAUGAUGAGGCUGUGGCACUACGUGGAGUUCGAGUACGAGGAAAUGGAUAAGCGGGAGUGGAAUGCCAACUCCACGUUCUUCAGGUCUAAGAAGCAACUGUUCGAAGAGUUAAAGGACAGAGGUCUCGACGACAAGCUUUGGAACGAGAGCAGGAAAUUUUUCACGGACACCACAUACGUCAACAAGUACCCUAAGCUUCUCGAGUGUCAACACGACAACAACAUCAAGAGAACGGCGGCCCUCGUCAACGACCAGCAUUUCCCGGCGGAGUGGAAGUGUGUCGUCCUUUCGGUGAUCACUGGAGAUCACGCCAAAGGCAAAAAAAGCCCUCGGGGCGUUGAUGAUUGCAUCAACAUUAUGUGGACAAGAACAAGCGCCUUGACGACGCUAGCCCAGUUUAACGUCGACCCAUUGAGUGCCAGAGAUCAUAAGGAGGUGCUGGGAAAACUAGGGCAUCAGCUACGCUGCCACACUUGCGUGCUCGACUUAUGCGGUACUAUGGACCGUGCGCAAUGGGACUCAAGGGCAUUCGCGUCUCUGAGUACGUUGCUGGGCUUUGUUUGUGAGGACUACUGGACAUUGGUGGUAUUCGUCCCCUGCCUGUGGAACCUCUCCUUCAUGACAUGUUUGUCUGCGCUUGGGGCUACCCGAUGCUACACGGGGAAGUGGGUUCGGAAGAUGGCAUCGAAGAAGACGCAUCAGUUCGGAAACAGCGUCUGGGAGGACCCGGAUGUGAUGCACAUCCUUUUCAAAGGCGAGGAUGCUCGGCUACUGACUCACCCGGUGUACGAGGGAGCUGUUGCUGAAAACGCCGCCGCCGCUCUCCGGAGGAAACAGAAAGUGACACCCACGGAUGUGGAGGAGAAGUCUUUCAAGUCCUUGACUUUCGCGGACAUCCGAAACCUGACCCAGAGGUGGGCUCUGUACAAGGACGGCGAGCGGAAUCUGAAUCAGUUACGCAAUCAACUUCUUUUAUUUUGUGGUGUGGCGGAUGCCGUGCAGUUCCUGGGCAAGCCGCACAUGCAGGUGGUGUGGAGUCUGCUUCAGCAGGGAAGGCACGUCUUGGCCGUGGAUGGGGACACAACGCAGCUCGAAUACACCGUGCAGUAUGUCACCCAUGAAGUGUUGUCCAAGGCUUACCCAUGCGAUUUUCACCAUGUCGUGGUCGAGCCCGUUUAUGACCCGAACAAGGACAUGUUCUUAAAGUUGACUCCGAAGAAAAGGCGCCGGGUCUACUCCUUCCUUUACGGUGAACAACCAAGGUUGAGAUUUGACCCACAGUACGUGGUGCGGAAGGAAGUCGCCAUUGCGGUCCUCCAGGGCUACCACGGAGCGAGUCGGGCCGGCGCUGUGAGCUUCAUUAAGAGGCUGGAAUAUGUCUUUUUUUACGAGGAUGUUGUCGAUCCGGCCGACUUCACUUUGGAUAAGUACAAGCUGGCAUUCGGUGAGGAGGACGACUUCAAUAUCGAGAUUGAGCAGGAGGAGAGCGUUGAGGACGACCUCUUUGAUUUGGACGGGCAAUUGGCCAUCUUCAACGCCCAAGUUUCUGAGUCGCCAUCGGUAUGCAAAUCGGGGACACCUCUCGCUACACCUACCUCGGGCGGUCCCACGCCCGUGUCCUCCUCAGCGCCUGUUUAGAGGGGUGGGUUGUCCCGUCUGAGGAGUUCACCGGGGGAGCCUAUUCGUCUCACGCCGCAGCCCGAACGUCUUCGCCCCGGCCAUCCAGUUCCUCCGGACCAUCCGCAUCUCAAGGCUCGUGCGA
Messenger RNA from Chara braunii, 3590 nucleotides. The record is from the annotation of a GenBank genome assembly. Lineage: Eukaryota; Viridiplantae; Streptophyta; Charophyceae; Charales; Characeae.